Molecule: messenger RNA, 1846 nt
Organism: Phymastichus coffea
Lineage: Eukaryota; Metazoa; Arthropoda; Insecta; Hymenoptera; Eulophidae
Gene: TBCC
Product: tubulin-specific chaperone C
Exons: 2
Coding region: 628-1686 (352 amino acids)
Biological process (GO): tubulin complex assembly; post-chaperonin tubulin folding pathway
Cellular component (GO): cytoplasm
Molecular function (GO): tubulin binding
Source: RefSeq, a predicted model, not a curated record
AAGUUCUUGAAAAGCUGCGGUCAACGAGUAAAAGACAUCACACUUGAGCGGCAGCAGGCGGCAAUUGUCCUCGUGGGAAAUCAUUUAAGCAUACACCCUUGCAAUUGGGUAUACAGUGUAGUGCGUUGUGUAUGGGAGUAUUGAUGAUUUCCAUAUUAGGAGAUUACUGUCAGUCAUAGAUAUGCUGGUGAAGAGACCACGUUCAGAAAAACCUUUUCUCAAUUUUAUAAAGGGUAUCAUCGUGUUCGAAGUUGUAGCCAUCGGUGCCAGUUAUCUAGUUUGGCAUCGUAUGAAUCAUUCUCGCGAUUUCAGGUACUAUAUGCAUAACAACUUCCCAUCAAUAUUAAAUGGAUUUUAUACCUUGGGAACAACAUUUGAUAAAUGUUAUGACUUGGAGAACGAAGAUUUGAGAGUCUGGAAACAAGAAAAUAAAGUCUAAUGGCAAUGCCACUUUACAUACAGUCUUUUUCUAUGAUUAAUAUUAACAAAACAGAUUAUCUUCAUUCAGUAAUUGUCAACAUGAUCCUUGAAGAAAGAAUUCAUAAACUAAACAGAUAACAAUUCUUGAGAAAUGAAAAGAUGUGAGUAGUUUAAGCUUUAGGAUUAGUGUCAAAUGUUUCCUUAGUGAUGUCAUUUCACAGAAAUGAAAAUAUAAUGGAAUCCUAUACACCGAGCGAAGAAAGUCUAUCAGAGCGUAUAAAUAAGAGAGAUAGAGAGCGUAAAAAUGUCAUUGAAAAACGUAAAGAAGAAAAGCAACAGAUGAUAGUAGAAACAGAGCAAGCUAGCUACUUUAAUGAUGCUUUUUAUUCAACGUGCAAAACUAUCAGAGAGUUAAUUGAUAGCACUGAAGCUGCUUCAGCUUUAUCACUACCAGAAAUAUUUGAUAAGGCUAACAAAGACAUACUAAUGUUGAAAAAUUAUUUAUUUGAAUCAAAAAUAUUCCUUAAAGUCUAUGAUAUUAGAAAAGCUCAAGAAACUCUGCAAAUUUUGGAAAAUGAUGCUGCCCAGUUGGAAGCUAAACUUAUUCCAAGGAAAAAAUUUGGAUUUAAGAACAGAAGAGUCAUCAAGAAGUCAUCCGACACACCUGGUGAUGUGACAGAUGGUUUGAAGGAUUUGAAAAUUGCUGAAAGCAAUACAAAAAAUGGUGUGGGAAAGCAGAUGAGUAAGAUUUUUAACAAAUAUGGCGAUAAUACGUGCAUGUUAAUAGGCAAAGUGGAUGAAAUAUUAGUGUUAGAUGCUGAAAAUGUUAAUAAAAAUGACGUGUUGCUUUCUGAUUUAACCAAGUGUACAGUUAAAAUAUAUGGGACACCAAAUACUCUACACAUGGUCAGACUUGUGCAGUGUAAAGUUUUAAUUGGACCAGUUACAACAUCUGUGUUUGUGGAUGAUUGUAGUGACUGUGAGUUUGCUUUUGCUUGUCAACAGCUGAGAUUGCAUUCUUCUACCAAUUGUAUAAUAUAUUUACAUGUAACAAGUAGAUCGAUCAUAGAAGACUGUACCAAAAUUCAUGUAGCACCUUACAACUGGACGUAUGAAGAUCAAGUAAAUCAUUUUAAAUUAGCUGGUUUGGAUCCUAAAAUCAAUAAUUGGAAUUGCAUUGAUGAUUUCAACUGGUUGUCCACAGAGAAAAAUUCCCCAAAUUGGUCUAUACUUGAAUCUGAAUUAAGAAGGAAAUCAUGGGAUUAGUCAUGUUAUAAAUUGAAUGUUACAAAUUUUAUAAUUUUAUUUUCAAGAGACUGGAGAAAUCAAUUUAUUCAUUAUGCAAAAUAACAUAUGUAUUUCCUUUUUUACAAUGUAAAAUACACUGCGUACUCAUUUAUUACAUGAAGAUGAAUAAAUCUCUAUA